AUGCUCGCAGAACAACUACCUGAAACAAAUUCUAGAUACACACAAAAUAAUGGACAUGAAUUACUCCAUGGUCAAGGACAUGAACUGCUCCACCAACACGUAACCGCUGGGCACGUCUCACAACCAAAUGUGCGUACUUCGUAUGUUCAUCCGAAAUUUGAGUCUCGCUCGGAAGUCGGAAAAUUGUUGGCAAAGCUAUUAAGAUAUUACGCAAACCAUGAUAAUACUGUUGUAUUCUCUAUAAAACCGGAGGCAACAUUUGUCGCAUAUGAAAUCGCCAAAGACUUAAAUCUGCCGCUUGAUUUGUUUCUUAUUCGGUUAUUGAAAAUUGGUGGCUUAACUUUUGGCGCAAUUUCCAAUCGAUUACAAGAAGAAGUUAUGUUGAAGGAUCAAAUUGUUCGGGGAAGUGAUAUUUCACAAGAAACAAUUGACAACCUUGUCGCACAAGAGCGACCCGAACUACAGAAUCUAAUCAACAAAUACUCACCAAAAGGACUUUCGAUUCCAACCGGCGAAAAUGCAACAAUAAUUUUAGUCACCGAUGGCAUUCAAACCGGACAAAAUGCCCGAGCAGCGAUCACUAUCCUGAAAUCGAUGCUAGGGUAUCAAGGUAAAAUCGUCUUGGUUGCCGGUGUGAUUGGAUCUGAUGCGCAGAAAACGUUUUUACAUGAAGUGGACGAUGUUGUGUCGUUGAAAGGGCCGCAAAUUGUGGGGACUGUCGCCUCUUGGUAUCAAAACAACGAGCAAGCAUCUGACCAGGAAAUAAAAAGUAUUUUGCAAAUAUAA
Messenger RNA from Ambispora leptoticha, 786 nucleotides. Lineage: Eukaryota; Fungi; Glomeromycota; Glomeromycetes; Archaeosporales; Ambisporaceae. The record is from the annotation of a GenBank genome assembly.